CUACUCAGCUUCUGAGGUUGUUCGGCCGAUAAGAGAGCGUCGUGGACAAGUUGACGUCUCCCGUCUGGUCGGAUAACUGUACGGGUGCUACGUGAGCUGGGAACGUCCGAUCAUGGCAAGCGGCAACCCAUUCGCCGACAAGCUGAGGACGCUGGUGGUGGACGGCGAGGAAUGCCGCUACUUCAGCCUGCCCGAGCUCGGCGAUCCCCGUUAUGGCCGGCUGCCUUUCUCGAUCCGGGUGCUGCUGGAGUCUGCGGUGCGCAACUGCGACGGCUUCCAGGUGGAGCAGAAGGACGUGGAGCGCCUGCUGGACUGGCAGCAGCAACAGCGGGAGGGCGUCGAGGUGGCCUUCAAGCCCGCCAGGGUGCUGCUUCAGGACUUCACGGGCGUGCCGGCGGUGGUGGACUUUGCGGCCAUGCGGGAGGCCGUUCACCGGCUGGGGGGGGACCCCCGCAAGAUCAACCCGCUCUGCCCCUCGGACCUGGUGGUGGACCAUUCCGUCCAGGUGGACUUCUCACGGACUGUGUUGCGCAACUCCCCGAACCCGGGGGGAGGUGCGGGUAGGGAGGCGGCGAAGCUGCAGGCAGGACCCCCCGGCCAGCCCCCGAGCAGGACCCUGUGUCCUUUCCAUGGCCUCAGGCCCCAAGGGGCGGAUGCCCUGGAGAGGAACCAGGACCUGGAGUUUGAGAGGAACCGGGAGCGCUUCCAGUUCCUCAAGUGGGGCUCCCAGGCGCUGCACAACAUGCGCAUCGUGCCCCCCGGCUCGGGUAUCGUGCACCAGGUGAACCUGGAGUUCCUGGGUCAGGUGGUCUUCUGCAGGGACGGCCUGCUGUACCCGGACAGCCUGGUCGGGGCGGACUCGCACACCACCAUGAUCAAUGGCCUCGGGGUGCUCGGCUGGGGCGUUGGCGGCAUUGAGGCGGAGGCCGUGAUGCUGGGCCAGGCCACGAGCAUGCUGCUACCAGAGGUGGUGGGCUACCGGCUGAGUGGCACCCUCCCGCCCAUGGCCACCUCCACCGACUUGGUGCUCACCAUCACCAAGCAUCUGCGCCAGGUCGGCGUGGUGGGAAAGUUUGUCGAGUUCCUGGGUCCCGGGGUGGCCCAGCUGUCCAUUGCCGACCGGGCCACGGUGUCCAACAUGUGCCCCGAGUACGGCGCCACAGUGGGCUUCUUCCCUGUGGACGCCAAGACCCUCGAGUACAUGCGUCAGACCGGGCGGGAGGAGCGCACCCUGCGGCGAGCAGAGGCCUACCUGCGAGCCCAGCAGAUGCUGCGAGACUACGGGGACUCCGGCCAGGAUCCCGUGUACUCGCAGCUGGUGGAGUUGGACCUGGGCAGCGUCGUGCCCUCGCUGAGCGGCCCCAAGCGCCCACAAGACAGGGUCUCCGUGGACGACAUGCACAAGGACUUCAGGGAUUGCCUCUCCGCCAAGGUGGGCUUCAAGGGCUACGGGCUCAAGCCUGAGGCCCUGGACGCGAGUGCGGCCUUCCUGCACGAGGGGCGGGAGCAGGUGCUGCGCCACGGGUCGGUUGUGAUCGCCGCCAUCACCAGCUGCACCAACACCAGCAACCCCUCAGUCAUGCUGGGCGCAGGGCUGCUGGCCAAGAAGGCAGUGGAGCGAGGCCUCUCAGUGGCGCCCCACAUCAAGACAAGCCUGUCGCCGGGCAGCGGGGUUGUCACCUACUACCUGCGGGAGGCCGGAGUGGUGCCCUACCUCGAGCAGCUCGGGUUCCACAUCGUGGGCUACGGGUGCAUGACGUGCAUUGGCAACAGCGGGCCCCUCCCCGAGCCCGUGGCCGAGGCCAUCGAGAAGGGUGACCUGGUGGCGGUGGGCGUGCUGUCGGGCAACCGCAACUUUGAGGGGCGGGUGCACCCGCACACCCGGGCCAACUACCUGGCCUCCCCGCUGCUGGUGGUGGCCUACGCCAUCGCGGGCACCGUGGACAUCGACCUCCACUCCCAGCCCCUCGGGCAAGACUCCCAGGGGAAUGCGGUGUUCCUGCGUGACAUCUGGCCCUCCAGGGAGGAGAUCCAGGAGGUGGAAGGCAGGCACGUGCUGCCCAGCAUGUUCCGGGAGGUCUACUCCAAGGUCGAGCACGGCAGCAAGAACUGGCAGAGUCUGAGUGCCCCAGAGUCCCUGCUGUACCCGUGGGACAGCAGCUCGACGUACAUCAAGUGCCCGCCCUUCUUCGAGACCAUGGAGCGGGAGCCCCGUCCCCCCGAGGACAUCAAGGGAGCGCGUGUACUGCUCCUGCUGGGGGACUCCGUGACCACAGACCACAUCUCGCCUGCGGGCAGCAUCGCCCGCAACAGUCCCGCCGCACGCUACUUGGCUGCCCGGGGGUUGACCCCCCGCGAGUUCAACUCGUACGGGGCCCGACGUGGCAACGACGACGUCAUGUCUCGGGGUACCUUCGCCAACAUCCGCCUGGUGAACAAGUUCCUGGACAAGCCCGGCCCACGCACCCUGCACCUGCCCUCGGGGGAGGAGAUGGACAUCUUUGAUGCGGCAGAGCGCUACCGCCAAGAAGGAGUGCCCCUAGUGAUUCUGGCAGGCAAGGAGUACGGCUCAGGCUCCUCCAGGGACUGGGCGGCCAAGGGGCCCUUCCUGCUGGGUGUGCGCGUGGUGCUGGCGGAGAGCUACGAGCGCAUCCACCGCAGCAACCUGGUGGGCAUGGGCAUCGUGCCCCUGCAGUACCUGCCCGGGCAGAGUGCCCACAGCCUGGGCCUGACAGGGCGGGAGACCUUCAGCGUGGCCGUGGGAGGACACCUAGAGCCCGGCCAGACGGUGCCCGUCCAGCUGGACGACGGCCGCAGCUUCCAAGCCCUACUUCGCUUCGACACCGCGGUCGAGUUGGCCUACUUCCGGCAUGGAGGCAUCCUGCCCUACGUGCUGCGCCAGAUGCUCUGAGCACCGUGCCGACACAAAUAUACUUUUGCACACCUCGGUUC
Ixodes scapularis (black-legged tick) is the source of this 2952-nucleotide messenger RNA. Its product is annotated as cytoplasmic aconitate hydratase. The transcript has 21 exons. Gene Ontology annotation, cellular component: mitochondrion; cytosol. Lineage: Eukaryota; Metazoa; Arthropoda; Arachnida; Ixodida; Ixodidae. Gene Ontology annotation, molecular function: 4 iron, 4 sulfur cluster binding; aconitate hydratase activity. The record is from RefSeq and is a predicted model, not a curated record. The coding region runs from base 113 to 2911 and encodes 932 amino acids. Gene Ontology annotation, biological process: citrate metabolic process; tricarboxylic acid cycle.